Gossypium raimondii (Peruvian cotton) is the source of this 1213-nucleotide messenger RNA. RefSeq names its product urease accessory protein G. Bases 90 to 932 code for a protein of 280 amino acids. The record is from RefSeq and is a predicted model, not a curated record. The transcript has 7 exons. Lineage: Eukaryota; Viridiplantae; Streptophyta; Magnoliopsida; Malvales; Malvaceae. Gene Ontology annotation, molecular function: GTPase activity; nickel cation binding.
AGCCCUCGCUCCUCUCAUCCAGUGCCCUUUGAACACAAACAACCCAAAGACUCUCUCCCACGGUAAAACCCUUUUCAGACAAUAGUCAAAUGGCUUCCAAUAAUCACCAUGGCCAUCACCAUGACCAUGGCCAUGACCAUCACCCCCACCACCACCAUCAUGACCAUGAUAAAUCAACAAAAUCAUCAUGGGUGGGAGCUGAUGGGAAGGUUUACCAUAGCCAUGAUGGCCUAGCGCCUCACUCACAUGAACCCAUUUACUCACCUGGAUACUUCAGCAGAAGAGCCCCACCGCUUGUCAACAGGGAUUUCAAUGAGAGGGCUUUCACUGUUGGAAUUGGUGGCCCUGUUGGUACUGGGAAAACAGCUUUAAUGCUGGCACUGUGCACGUUCCUGCGGGAUAAGUACAGUCUUGCCGCUGUGACAAAUGACAUAUUCACGAAAGAGGAUGGUGAGUUCUUGGUGAAACACCAGGCACUUCCUGCGGAAAGGAUACGUGCUGUAGAAACGGGAGGCUGCCCACACGCCGCUAUUCGUGAAGACAUCAGUAUCAAUCUCGGCCCUCUCGAGGAGCUUUCUAACUUGUACAAAACAGAUAUACUUCUUUGCGAAUCCGGGGGAGAUAAUUUAGCUGCCAACUUCAGCAGAGAACUCGCUGAUUAUAUUAUGUAUAUAAUAGAUGUAUCUGGUGGUGAUAAGAUCCCUAGGAAAGGUGGCCCUGGCAUAACCCAAGCUGAUCUCCUGGUGAUAAACAAGACGGACCUUGCACCUGCGGUUGGAGCUGACUUGGGAGUCAUGGAACGCGAUGCGCUUCGUAUGCGUGAUGGAGGGCCCUUCGUAUUUGCUCAGGUGAAGCACGGGCAAGGCGUGGAGGAAAUAGUAAACCUCGUAUUACAAGCAUGGGAAGCCGCGACUGGGAAGAAGCGGAAAUGAAUUUCUCAUUUGAAGAACCUGUGGAAUUCCUUCAUAGAUUGUAUUUCAAGUUAUAUUCUAUGGUUCGACUAUCAAUAAAUUCCCUUUUGUAUCUCUGAACUUUCCCAGUCCCUAGUCCUCUGAACUGAAAACACUGAAAUAAGUAUCUCUGAACUUUGAAGUAGUUAAACUCAUAUUAUGCCUGUUGAGAACAUAUGUUAGAAAUUCUGAGUUUUACCCUGUUGAGGACAUAUGUUUAGGCAAGGGUUAAUAUAACAUUUGGUAUCUGAGUUUGAUUUCAA